AUGGUCCUUGCGCGAUGGAGUGUGUAUGUGCGUGGGUUCCAUACCACGGCACGGCACCUCGCCAAAGGCAAAAAAAGCAAAGGGGCAGAUGCAAAGCGCCAGCUCCUGCCCCCUGGCUGGGAGGCCGUGAUCGGUAUUGAGUGUCAUGCUCAACUAAAAGCGCCUACCAAACUCUUUAGUGCAACGCCGCCUCCAGCUCUGCAUGAUGCGCCCAAUACACACGUCGCACCUUUCGAUGCAGGGUUCCCCGGUACAUUGCCGUGCUUACAGCAUGGUGCGGUCACAGCUGCCAUCAAAGCAGCACUAGCACUACGCUGCCACAUUGAACCACGCUCGUUCUUCGAUCGAAAGCAUUAUUUCUACGCGGACUUGCCCGCAGCAUACCAAAUUACACAGAAACGAAAACCCUUUGCUCACUCCGGAACUGUCUCCAUCCGCUUCGAAGAUGGCUACUUAGCCUCGCCUGACGACGCUCUUGACGUUCCGAUUGAGCAGCUGCAGCUCGAACAAGACACGGCCAAGUCGACAUACGUUGCUACAGAUGCGGAUGCCCACGUCACCCUGCUGGACUACAGCCGUGCCGGCGUCGCGCUAGUGGAAAUCGUAAGUGCGCCUGUGUUUCGGUCGUCCGAGCAGGCUGGCGCCUACGUCCGCAAGCUGCGGCAAUUGCUACGCUGCGUCGGCGCGUCGGACGGUAACAUGAACGAAGGCUCGCUGCGUUGCGAUGCAAAUGUGUCCAUCCACAAAAUCGGCGAGCCUUUCGGCGCACGCUGCGAGAUCAAGAAUCUGAAUAGCGUCAAGUUUAUGAUGCAUGCGUUAGACUACGAAAUCGAGCGGCAAUAUGCGCAGAUCAGUGCCGGCAAAAGCAUUGUUCAAGAGACUCGUGGGUUCGAUGAGGCGCGUGGCACGACGCAUAGUCUUCGACGCAAAGAAGAUGCGGUGGACUACCGUUUUAUGCCGGAGGCCAACGUUGGUCCUUUGCUGAUCACUAAGGCGCAGGUCGAGGAAGUACGUGCAUCGCUACCAGAACUGCCAGACGCUCGACAUGAACGAUUGCGGUCGCAGUACCAUCUCUCUGUGCGUGAUGUCAAUGUACUCACUCGCCUCAAUGCCGAAGACGAUGCGGCAGGGCCAUGCCUUGUGCCGCGCCUGGAUGGGUGGGAGUACAAGUCGGACGCUGUGGACUUCUUCGAGGCACUGGUCCGCUUGGAGUGUGCGCCGCAAGUCGCAGCGAACUGGACGAUCCAUUUGCUGCCGAAGCACCUCGGUGCAGCAGGCGUGCCGUUCUGUCACAACCCCAUCCCCCCUGUCGUCAUUGCCGAACUGAUUCACCUGCUUUCUGAAGAAAUGAUUACACAAUCCACGGCGCAAUCUAUCUUGCGUGAUAUGGUGCAGACAUCGUCUUUCCCUCAUCGCCAUGGUCAGCUAUGCUUACGUGAAUGGAUUCGCGAGCAGGGCUGGCAGCGGCUGGGCAUCGAGGAGUUGCGGCCGCUGUGCCAAAGCAUCAUCGACUCUUUCCCUGAUGAAGUCGCUGCUAUCCAGAACGGAAAGACUAAGGUGAUGAUGCGGCUUGUCGGCGAGGCUAUGCGGAAGGGCCAAGGCCGCGCCGAUCCAGAGCAGAUCACCGCGUUGCUCCACGACCUCGUAGUGGCCAAAGCGUAG
Messenger RNA from Malassezia pachydermatis, 1662 nucleotides. Its product is annotated as glutamyl-trna amidotransferase. The transcript has 5 exons. Bases 1 to 1662 code for a protein of 553 amino acids. Gene Ontology annotation, molecular function: glutaminyl-tRNA synthase (glutamine-hydrolyzing) activity. Gene Ontology annotation, biological process: glutaminyl-tRNAGln biosynthesis via transamidation; mitochondrial translation. The record is from RefSeq and is a predicted model, not a curated record. NCBI's taxonomy places the organism in Eukaryota, Fungi, Basidiomycota, Malasseziomycetes, Malasseziales, Malasseziaceae.